Aspergillus fumigatus Af293 is the source of this 2358-nucleotide messenger RNA. RefSeq names its product transcription factor domain-containing protein. The coding region runs from base 1 to 2358 and encodes 785 amino acids. The transcript has 3 exons. Gene Ontology annotation, biological process: DNA-templated transcription. NCBI's taxonomy places the organism in Eukaryota, Fungi, Ascomycota, Eurotiomycetes, Eurotiales, Aspergillaceae. Gene Ontology annotation, molecular function: zinc ion binding; DNA binding. The record is from RefSeq and is a predicted model, not a curated record.
AUGCAGACGCAUUAUUACCGCUCUCCGGCUAGCCCAAAUCAUCAGAGUGGUCGUUAUGAGUUACCUCCAGUACAGUCAGUGACCUCUCCUUCUGGUCCUUUCCCACAGGGAACUUCCGCGGGGUUGUGUUCCGCUCCGCCGAGCAGGCCCGGCAGCGGACUGAGAAUGGCUCAGCUGUUACAGCCUUUGGGACAACCACCCUCGACAACUUCAACAUACACUCGUUCCUAUGAGUCUAGCGGUUCCCCCGCCGAAGUUCCUCCAAUCCGUUCGGAUGUCUCUUCGCUCAAUGGAUCUGUAUCUGGGGGCUCAACUCUUCCACCUGCAUCUGCGGUGGGGCAGCAGCAGCAGCAGCCACCACCACCACCACCACCGCAGCAACAUCAUCAUAGUCACCACCAUCAACAGGGUCAUCUACAUCAGAAAAGGGCGUAUCGCCAAAGGCGGAAGGAUCCGAGCUGCGAUGCUUGUCGCGAGCGGAAAGUUAAGCUUUCAUCGACCAAACAGCAACUUCAGCAACUGCGAGCGGGUAUGCUGAGGUCUGAUAAUCUUAUGGAUUUGGAAAUCGAUGGCACUGGACAACCGCAAUUGAAGCUGCCGGACAUCGGGUAUCGUCCCUCCAGAAGACCAAAAGCGCCAGUGUUGCAGGAUCUCAGCGAGGCUCGAGUCAAUCUGCGAAAGUACGGACGAGGGAUUCUCAAGGUACCUAGCCCGUAUCGUCAGCCCGGCCCUAAGUCGCUUUUAACUGCUGAUCCACCUCGACUCCCUCCGAAAGACGUCGCGAAUCACCUCCUCGCACAGUAUUAUUCGUGCAUUCAUUGUGUUCUACCAAUCAUCCACUGGCCCAGCUUCAUGGUUGAAUACGAGAAUGUAUACCGCAAUGGAUCCCUUGUGGGUGUUCCUCGGGAAUGGGCCGCAGUUCUCUUCGGUGUGUUUGCCUGCGGAUCUCUGCACACAUUGGAUCGGAAUAGAGAAGAGGAGGGGAAAGAGUUCAUCAAAACCUCUUGCGGGGUCAUUGAUGUCUGGCAAGAUAACUUCACACUUGAUCAAGCCAGAUGUGCCCUCUUGGUCAGUAUAUUUCUUUACGAAGUCAAUUCGAAAUCAGCGAGCUGGGUAUGGAUUGGAUCUGCGGUGAGGAUUGCGCAGGAGUUAGGCCUCCAUAUUGAAUCCGGUCCGUGGCCAGUUGUUGAGAGGGAAAUGAGAAGACGUGUGUGGUGGGGGAUGUACGCGUGGGACAGGCUUCUUGCGCUGGAGAUGGGGAAGCCGGUUUUGAUCAACGACCAAGAUUGCGACGUUGAUCUUCCUUGUCCGUUUGACGAGCAAUACAUAGCAGAGGGUGCUUGCGUACCCGAAGGCCAGCAGACCACUCCACUUCUGGCCACCAUCCACGUCGUCCGCUCCAUUGGCCAGUUGACUCGGACGUUACGAAGCUACAGCGUUUCCACCGGAACUCUUGAGACUUUUGAACGACACUUCAGCGCUUGCCUUGCAACCUUUCCUCCCCAAUACCAUCCGAAGUCCGAUUUACCCCUCGAUCCGCGCUCUCUUGCCCCGAUUGGCUACCUUCAGAACGCUCGCCUCAUUCUCCACCGUCAUAACAUAUCUCCCUUUUGCUCUCCCGACGUACGAUCGGCGGCUUUGGAUUACAGCAUUUCAAUAGCAAAAGAUACUGCCCAUCUCCUUUCCCGUUGCAUGCGCUAUGCCUCGAGUACAGGGAACGAUGACUGGCGGCCAUUAUUUGCAUCAUCGGCCGGGACGAUGCUAUGUACACAUAUUUGGCGUUGUUCGCUCUUGCUUUUGUUUCGCCAGGAAUUUGCUGCGGCAUUGGUGUGUGUUCAGGCUAGCGCUGUGGUGGGGGAUUCGCACACCGUCAACGCAGCCUGUGGACGGUACAUCGCCUUCUUCCUCAGAUGCCUGCUGGAACGGUUGCGCCGGGGCGAUGCAGCCAUUCUGGAGCGGGACGAAGAAAUGAUGGCGUAUGUGUCCGGUGACAUGCAAGGAACCAGUGACGGCAGCUGGGUAUGGGAAGGCAGUGAGACCGGUUCUCAGCUAGAGGCCAUGUCCCCAAAAUACGACAGCCCAGCAUCGUUCACCCACGCAGUUGCCCGGAAUGGUUGGCCUCACGGUGAAGGUUCAGAGAUUGCUUGGGAGGGCUGGGAGUGGGUCGAGCGAACGGUCGAAUAUCUCUUGAAGGAGAAGCAGCAGCAGCAGCAGCAGCAAGAGUACGAGCGGCGGGAUGUUCCACUGGCGGCGAAGCCAACCGAGCCGGCACUUCUCAAAACGGAGCAAACAGAGCCAGCACCAGCGAAAGAAAUGAACUCGGUUCAGUCACGGAUGACGAUUGCGAGCAUCAUCUGA